Messenger RNA from Zingiber officinale, 651 nucleotides. RefSeq lists its product as uncharacterized. The coding region runs from base 1 to 651 and encodes 216 amino acids. The record is from RefSeq and is a predicted model, not a curated record. The transcript is spliced from 2 exons. Lineage: Eukaryota; Viridiplantae; Streptophyta; Magnoliopsida; Zingiberales; Zingiberaceae. Gene Ontology annotation, molecular function: nucleic acid binding.
AUGGAGGAGCUCAGGGGCGCGGUGACCGCCGGCGACGUCACGCCGGCACAUCCGGGCCACGUUCUCCGGCAGUUGCUUGACGGCGCCCAGGCCACCGAGGCCGUGACGCUACCGCCGGAGGCCGAGCUCGAGAAGGGGAAAUCUUACUUCCUGGUGCCCGCCGCGGAGACGACGGCGCGGUGCGGAGGAAAGGGAGGAGGCCGGACCCAAGGAGGCACUAAGGGCUACGACAUUGCGCAGGCUUUCAACUCAGUGGCCUAUCCUCAUAGCAACGACCAGGUGGAAGUCAUCAACCAGAAAAUCCUUAGGGGUUUACGGGCUCGGCUAGAUCAUGCUGGAGGCAACUCAGUCAAUGAGCUCCCAAAUAUCUUGUGGGCUCAUUGUACCACACCAAGAGAGGUGACCGACAUCACACCAUUCCACCUGGUGUACGGCGGUGAGGCGAUGGUUCCAGUGGAAGUUGGGGUAGAGUCCGAUUGGGUGCAUCUCUACGACGAUGGAAACGCCAAGCGGAGACUCAUGAAGCUCAACCUAGUGGACGAAGCCCGGGACAAGGUCGUCGUCCGGCUGAUGGCGUACAGACAACGCAUGAAGAAGAACUACAAUCGCAGGGUGAUCCCAAGAUCAUUUCAGGUCAACGACCUGGUUUAA